Rotaria sp. Silwood2 is the source of this 786-nucleotide messenger RNA. Lineage: Eukaryota; Metazoa; Rotifera; Eurotatoria; Philodinida; Philodinidae. The record is from the annotation of a GenBank genome assembly.
AUGCCUUGGUACCAUCAACGAGAUCAAUCAUUAUCAAUCAGUUCAAUAAUUCAACUUAACUGUCCCAAAUCACUCUUAACUCGUAUCCAAUGGACAAUUUAUGCAUGUCAACCACUCUGCUCUUUUCAAAUCGAAAUGGAUCCAUCGGUGACAAUCAUGACACUCAGCGAACUUUUCCUUCCUUCAAGAUCACUGCAUUAUGGCCUUUAUAAAAUAAAAUUAACAGUAACUAUGCAAAUCUUACCUCAAUUGACUUCAUCGGAAGUCACGUACAUCAGUAUUAUUCCUUCACCAAUCACAGUCAAUCUCAUUCGAUUCGGUUCAUCAAUGAUUAGCAUCGGUCGAAAUCAGACAUUGAUACUCGAUCCAGGUUCAUUUUCUCUCGAUCCCGAUGAAGUUAUCUUUGACGCUAAUAAUUGGAAUUAUAUUUACUAUUGCCGAAUCAGUCCUCAAUCUAAUUUUAUGCAAGUCAAUAGUCCAUUCUGCUUCGGCAAUAGAUCAGCAGAAUGGUACUACGGUUCAAACGGCAUACAAUCUUCAUUAAUCAUUCAGCCAGGAUUGUUUCAAACAAAUCAAACAUAUCAAUUGCGAGCAGAUUUGAUCAAUAUAUUUAAUGCAUCACGAAUCUUUACGGGAUAUUUACUUGUCAAAGUGGAAGAAACUGAUUCAAUGAUCAUUUCAAUCAGGUAUGAUCGAAUUCUAUCACUGAGUGAAGAUAAUGUUUUUAGAAAACCAACAGUUGCAUCAUCUCCGAAUCAUGUGUAUUGGUUGAUGAAUAUCGUAUGA